AUGUCUAAAGUCUCAGUCGCCAUUUUUGGAAUUGGUGGAUCCUUGGGUAAACCAAUUAUCGAUGCUUUUGAAACUGGUAAGUUCGACGACAAGAUCGAACUUCCUAUCAAGGUUGUAACCAGAAAGGAAUUGCCAUCCACCGACAGAAUUCAAUAUAUUGUUGGAAACUUGGACGAUGAACUGGUUGAUAGUUUGGCACAGAAAUUGGAUGGUACUGAUGUCGUUGUUGAAUUGCUUGCUCCAAACCCUGUUUUGUUCACAAUCGUCGAGAAGAUUGUUCAGAAGGUUAAGCCAAAGUUGUUCAUUCCUUCCGAAUUCGGUGUUGAUAUUGAUCAGGUCAACACCUAUAUCCCUGGAUUCUUGAAUUCAAAAAAGACUCAUGCCAAUAAUGUGAGAGGGUUUGGAAUUAAAACUGUCAGUGUUGUCACUGCUAUUUUUGCAGUUCCAGGCAGCAUAACUUACGAGUUGGUUGCACAAGUUGGAAUUGAUGUAAAGGAAAAGACCAUCACAAACUUUGGUGAUCCAAACACCAAGUUUACUGUUUCUAAGUUGGCAGACAUUGCUAAUUCUGUUCUCUCUUUGACUACUUUGGAUCCUCAAACUAUUCCCGACACCGUUAGAAUUCAGAGUGACGUAGUUUCCUUCCAGGAUGUUAUUGACAGAUAUGUUCAAACCCAUGAUGUUGAAUUGAAGGUAGUCAAGACAAUUCCUAAGGAAGAAGUUGCAAAGAAUGUUGCAGCCAAAUUUAGAAAUGGAUACGACAGAAGCGAAAUCUUUUUCUAUUUGCAAGCAAUUGCAUCUCAAGGAAUCGACAAGGGUUUGCACUUCAGUGAGAUCCACAACGAAUUAGUCAACCCAGGAGAAUCUCUCUGGAAGUGGGAGAAGUUUUAG
Scheffersomyces stipitis CBS 6054 is the source of this 891-nucleotide messenger RNA. RefSeq names its product 2'-hydroxyisoflavone reductase. The record is from RefSeq and is a predicted model, not a curated record. Lineage: Eukaryota; Fungi; Ascomycota; Pichiomycetes; Serinales; Debaryomycetaceae. The transcript has a single exon. The coding region runs from base 1 to 891 and encodes 296 amino acids.